Molecule: messenger RNA, 4902 nt
Organism: Folsomia candida
Lineage: Eukaryota; Metazoa; Arthropoda; Collembola; Entomobryomorpha; Isotomidae
Product: protein mesh
Exons: 24
Coding region: 1309-4692 (1127 amino acids)
Biological process (GO): cell-matrix adhesion
Source: RefSeq, a predicted model, not a curated record
UGCGAAAAAGUAGUUUGCGGUGAGAUGUUUUAAAGUUUUGAUAUAAAUGGGAAGCUAUUAGCCGAUUAAUUUUACACUUAUAUCUAAAACCUUGGUCUGACUGAUGGAAAUAUUGGGAUGGGUUUGUUAAAUAUGACGAAAUCGAAAAUAAUUAUUUGUUUGCUAUUUGUAGUGUUCGUGACUACCGUAAAAUUGCAAGAAGUUAAUCUCUGGGAACAUUCAAAUUUUGAUGGACGCAUGGUGACCUUCAGACUGGACGGGGGACGAUGCCGGAACGUUCUGGACCUUGACUUUAACGACAAGACAUCCUCCGUAAGGACCAGUGCCUGUAUCCGCCUCUGGGAAGAUGCAGACUGCAAGGGGGACCGGUAUCAACUUGACAGAGCCGGGGCGGCUAAUUUAGGCGGAUUUAAUGACAAGUUGACCUCUGUGAGCGAUUGUAGACUUGGCGGUUAGGUGUCAGGUUGGGAGAUUUUUUGAAGGAUGACCGAUUUCCUUGGAGACGGCGGUAAAUAUUGAAAUUUUGGUUACAAUGUAGUUGCAGUGGGUAUGAGGAUUGCAUGAAUAAAAAAAAUUGCGUGAGAACAAAAAUUAUUUAUUGGUAACCAUAGUUUUUUAUUUGAACAUAAAAUUCGUAAGUAUUUAGUUUGAAAAAUAGCGUUUAAAGUUUUAUUAUUUUCCGAAAACAUAUUCUCAUGUUGUGAAGUUAAAUAUUAUGCGGUUUUAUGCAAAGCAGUCCAACAGGUUGAGAUAUACGUUUGUCUGAUUUUUAAAUAUAUACAGCGGUAAUGUCAGUUUGCGUUCAACACGAAUAUGGGUGGACGCAUGUUAAUCAAUUGAAAAACCUUUGUCUGCAAUUUUGAUAAUCCUGACAAGUAGAUACGUUUAUAAUUAUGCUAUGAAUGCGUUGAACCUGGAAAUUGAUAUUCUAAAAUUUGCUAAAACAAAUUUUUGGCAUGGAUUCAACCUCUUUUAUUUUAGGAAUAUAAAAAUUUGAACAGAAAUUGGUGGGAUUGUCGGUAAUCUAAAAUAUUCCUGGGUUUGAGCCGAAGUGAAUAUUAUGUUAGCAUUAAUAUGCGUCUUGUAUUUAUUCCAAUUUAUCGGAGAUAUGAGUUUAUUACAUAGAAAUAAAUAUAAAAUUUCAGAGUUCUCAAAGUUGUUUUCGUAUUUACUUCUCGACCAGGGCUGCCCAGAGUUUAAACGAUUACCAAAUAUUCUUUCUCAACUGGAAUUGAACUGAUUGAUUUAGUUACAGAAUUGAGGAGAUAUUGUCAACAUCUUCCUCAUAGUUUUUGAUCAAUUGGAACAAUGGGAUCUGAAAAAAUUAGACCGUUCCACCCCUUAAUGAGGACAAUGUUAGCAAUAGUUUUGGUGCUAGGGAGCGGAUUGCCGAUUACGAGGUGUGAUUAUUUCGAAGAUUUUUGGUCAAGUGAAGAAGUGACGACGACGACAGAAGCUGGAAGGACUUUACUCCGGUGGAGAGGAUCAAUGGUGCGUUUAAACAAAGAGUUGGACCUUCUUUUGAAGACUACUUCUCGACCUUCAUACUACUACUACCUUCCUCGAACUACAACUCAUCCCCCUGUCCGCAAGCCGUACAGGUUGACUUCUGAACGGCUCGGAACGAUAAGGUCCGACUUGCUGUAUCCAAUCCCAACUACAGAAGAAUUCUAUCUGAGCAGUGAUAGUUUUCUGGGGAAGCUAGACAAUAAUCGGAGAGAUUUGGUCCUCGGAAUAUUAAUUUUGGACUUGCCGUUUUUUGGAAAGAAAUACAAUCGGAUUUUUGAAGUGUCGCUUCAUGGCCAUGUAGCAUUGCGUCCUGGCAAAUAUUCAGCAACUCAUCCGUUCGUAUUUCCAAAUCCUGCAUAUCCAAAAGAAUUCGAUCCAUCGAUUAUUGCCCCGCUGUAUUCGGAAUUCAAAAUUAGAGCGGAGCCUUCAGAUGGGGAUAAGACAGCUGGCGUAUAUUUGCAGGUGGAAAGGCACUUAGGAAGUAGGACUGAUGAGAUAGGCGUGGAAUUGCGGGAGCGUUCAAAAUGGGACGUGCGGGAAGGCAUCGUAGGGGCAGAAUCGUUCCAACCGGAACAUGUGAUCGUGGCAACGUGGAGAAAUGUUUCUUUUUUUGCGGGAGAUUCCAAUUCAGGAAAUGAAACCACGGCGACAUUCCAAGCAGUGAUAGUGACGGAUGAAACGAGGACUUAUGUGAUCUACAAUUAUGAACAUAUCGGGACGACGCCACCUGAGACGAUGAACGGCGGGAAGAUAGCUUUUGUCGGAUUCAAUGCGGGAAAUGGAUCUGCGGCGUUCGAGUAUGCAAAAUCAGAGAACGUCCGGAACCUUUUGACCUCCGGGAAUGUUAAUGGGUUUCCGGGUCGUCAUAUUUUUAGGGUGGAUGAAGCCAUUUUGCCAGGCCAAUGUGCGGGAAAUGACUCCGACAAAGGAAGACUAAUUGUUGCCCCAGAGAGCGGGAAUAUGCUGGGGGGAACAAUUGUGAACGUGACAGGGCCGUGUUUCAACUCAUCGCGAGAGUAUUACUGCAGGUUCCAGAACACGAAAGUAAAAGCUGUCGUCAUAAAUGGGAACCGGGCAAGCUGUCUGAUGCCACAAAUUUUCGGUUCUGGCUAUAUCCAAAUUUCGGUUGGCGUGGAAGGGAACGGAACCGCCGGCGCGGAAUGGCUGGCAAAGUUUUUUGUGGAGUCGCCAACACGGUCGCCUGAGUUGGUGCGGUUUCCCAAUAUUGAUAUCAGAAAGAGGAAACUGUCCACCAUUUCUUGGGACUAUAAGAACCUGACUGUAAAUAGGGAUACGCUGGUAACCUUGGAAGUCUGGGAAUACAGGGAAAAUUUGAAUUUUAGCGGGUCUUCUAUUGUUUUGGUAGGCACGUUAGCGGAGGCGAUUCCGAACAGUGGCAGACACGAAAUAGGGAACAGUUCGAAAUUAGAGAAAUUGGGAGAAGAACUAUUUGAUAGUAACAGAGUAGCCUUGGUAUCGGUUAGAUUUGCAAAUGUGUCUGCAGGAGAAUUAAAUCCGAUUUUAUGGAGUCGUCCCGUCCCGUUGGUUCUAUUUUAUGUAAAUACGGGAAUUAAUGAUGCAACGUGCCAAGAAUGGCUAGCGAGGGAGAGGCAACGUCCAAACUUUACUGCGCAGCUUACAAAAUGUCCUUGUACAUUGACCCAAGCGGUCAAUGACGUUGGGCGAUACCUCCCUGAUCCUGAGUGCGAUAAGGAUGGGAGGUUUUCAAAUUGUGGGCUUAACCAGAACGCGAAACAUUGUGUGCAAUUGGCAAUUCCAAGUGAGUCUGGUGCAAGCCAACAAUGCUGUUACGACAUAUUCGGUGAUCUUAUGUUGAGCUAUGACAAUGUUUGGGGUGGGAAACCACGCCGGUCGCAUGCUGCCGGGGCACAACCGUUCAAUGAAAUAUAUAAAGUCCCUACCUUGUCCCAUUAUUUGCACGAUAUCGCUCCAUUUUAUUCUUGUUGCGUUUGGAACUCGGAAACGAGUCCGGGUUGCUAUGCUUUCCGCGAGGAAGUACGAGUUUCCGAAAAUUGUGUGGGCUACGAUCCACCAGGGUUGGCCACAGUUUUUGGUAGCCUUCACUUCUACACUUUUGACGGAGUUGCCUUCACAUUUAAUCCAAAGGGGGAGUUUGUUCUGCUUAAGAGUAACUUGAGCUCGAACCUAUUAGAGAUUCAGGGUCGAUUUGAACAGCUCCCGCCUAGAGAGGAUGGCUCAGCGGUGAAUUCUACGCAACUAACAAUAAUUGCGGUUAGGGAAGGAAACUCCGCCACGGUGGAAGUCCGACUUCGCCCGGUAGAAGCGAGAUGGCGCUACAAGUUGGAUGUUCUGGUAGAUGGGGAAAAAGUGUUUUUUGACAGACAAAAAGUGCAAAACUUUGCUGGUUUGACCGUGCAUACGCCAACCUACGUGCUGAACCAGUCCGUAGUGAUUGUCACGUUCAAAUCCGGCGCUGGGGUGGAAGUUAUUGAAAAUAAGGGUAACACUGCGGCUAGAAUCUACCUACCAACGAGUUUUAAAAACACGACUACUGGUCUGUUCGGAAAAUGGGAUAACGUGUUGCAAGGCGAGUUUCCACUUCCUGACGGGACUGAGGUGGCCACGGAGAUUACUUAUGAUUCAAAACGACUUUACCAUAAUUUUGGGAGAUAUUGGAAAGUUCUGGAGAAUGAGUCACUAUUUUCUUAUCCGCCAAGGAGAUCAAGCUUGGAUUACAGUGAUCCAGACUUUGUCCCAGUUUCAAGUCUUGAAGUCCCCAAAAUCCUCUCUGACCAGGGGGGUCGCCCAAACUUGACGUAUACGAUGGUAGAGGAUUUUUGUGGGCAUUCUUACCAAUGCAAGUUUGACUACGCGAUCACGGGGGAUAGAUGGGCAGCCCAUUUUACGAAGGUGUACCAAUGGGAGUACAAAAAUGUCAGGAAUAACGCACUAAAACCAGUGGUGUCCUGCGGAUGGUUACCGACACCGCGGAAUGGGGACAAGAGCACGUUCCGCUUCACGCCUGGGACAAUGGUGGAGUUUGAGUGUGACCGAGGCUAUUAUCUUUUGGGGGCUACGCGACGGUACUGUUCUUCCACGGGGGAGUGGACUUAUCCGAAAUCUGAGUUUUGGAGAUAUGGUAAUGAGUGGGGGCAUGCAGUCAACUACACGGAGGGAGUGACUAAAUGCGUUAGUGAGUAAAGAAUCGAGGGAAAAUACAAUAAUAUUUUGCAUUUUGAUCAAAUUGAGAAUAAUAAAGUUUCAAGGAUUAAAUCCAGUUCUAUAUUAGAUUUAUUUUGAUUAUGUAAUUAGUCAUAUGUUUAAUUCAUUGGGAAAGACGCAUUAAAAAUCCUAAUAGUGGGAUUUUUGUAAAAAUUAGACUGCGAAAUAAUAAAAAAAAAUUGUUUUUUA